This is a messenger RNA of Plectropomus leopardus (leopard coralgrouper), 3960 nucleotides long. Its product is annotated as testis-expressed protein 2-like. NCBI's taxonomy places the organism in Eukaryota, Metazoa, Chordata, Actinopteri, Perciformes, Serranidae. Gene Ontology annotation, molecular function: lipid binding. The record is from RefSeq and is a predicted model, not a curated record. Gene Ontology annotation, cellular component: endoplasmic reticulum.
AGCAGAGAGGAGGAGUCGCUCCGUCAACUGUUGGCCUCUCCAGUCUAAUCUGGAUUAGAGUUUCGUCCGGUCUGCAACCAGGACUCCCAAUAAUCACAUUAUUCUGUAUUGGGUUGACGCCUCCUGAAGCGGAAGGAAGGAGCGAUGUCAAACGGUGGCGUCGUUGCAGACGCGUUUAUCUUGACGCGGGACUGUUUGUUUUUGAUCAAAUCUAAGGGAGGGGAGAAUUUUUGCGGCGAAGAUUUUGUAACAUUUGAGUAAAGUUGAGUGAAUAUUUGCUUGCCUGCGGUCGGUGGACGGUGCGCAUCCUCGUGUGCAGCACAUCGCUCUGCAGCAUCCACAAUGAUCACUGCAGCCUGCAAUUGAAGCACAUUUCUGCUCAAACCUCUGCAACUGAUAACACGAGAGCAGCUGCUUAAAACAUGCCACAUCCAGCAUCCAACAUGACGGACUAUGAGCUACCCGAGGAGGAUUUAACAAGUCCACAUGCAGUUAAAGACUCGCGGUGCUAGUCGCACCAUGCUCCGUGUCUUCAGGGACUACAUUUAGUUGACCACACUCUCUCAGUAGCUCCUGGUUGACUUCCAUCAUGGAGGAGAGCAAGCUCAUCUUCAGCCUGGACGGCCACGAUGAAGGUCCCACUGUGGUGUUUUCCAAAGACAAACCACAGGACAGAGGGGUCCAGCCUGUUCUCAGUCUGGGGAUGGAUUUGGACCUGAGUCUAGGCCACAGCUCCCAGCCCUCCUUGCUGACUCACUCCCCCUCAUCCCCGGGCUCUUUAGCUGAUCUUUCAACAUCAUCGGCAGAUCUGCUCAUCACCACCAACCUCGUCAAAUCCUCCUCCACGGACCUGGAGCCGAGGGAAAACAGCUCCCUGCGAGGCAAACCUCUUCUUAGCCUGGUCAAGUCCCUGAGCACCGAGAUUUCCCGCCGGGUCGAGCCAGAGGUCAAUCUGUCCAAGUCAGACUCCAAGCUGCAUUUACAUCCUUGGAAGCAGCAUCCAAAAAUCCCAGAGGCCAGGCCUGAGGUAGGAGGGCUGAAUGAGAAUGAUGACUGGGAAUCACCUCCCACUGAGCCCCGGGGCAGCUCGCUGAUCGCAGAGCUGGAGGACACGCGAAGAAAGUUCUCGGAGGCCAUGCAGGAUCCGCUGAGCAUGCUGAGUAAGAUCAUGGGGGACGAAAGCCCCAAGCAGGGGAGGACUUCUGGCGCCGGAGACUCGCCGUCCUCCCAAGGCAGCUGUGGCAAAGACGGGGGCAGUGAAGAUGCAGACCUUAAAUGCCGGAGGAGAGCUGACGGUGAGCACAGAGGUGUGUGUGACACGCCUCUGAGAAGACUCCAAAAAGGCUCCUUAAGGAAAUCCUCGGCCUCCCCAGAGCGCAGUGACAACCAUUUAGAAAUCCGCACUUAUGGAGAUAUGAUUCAGGUGGUGGAGCUCCAGAAUGGAUCCAGAGGGACACAUCACAGAACUUACACCCAGUCUCGAGUCACGUUGCCGGGCUCAUCGCUGCCUCUUCACUGGCUCGUUCCUGUGGGUCUUCUAGCUUACGGUUUCUUCGUGUUGCCCCUGCCCUCCUACGUGACAGGUCUGUCCGUCGGGGUUGCGUGUGGCUUUUUGUUGGGCCUGGUGGUGGUGUUCAUGUUUGCCCCGCGACGUUCAUCUGCCAGAAGCAACAGGGGCGCUCUUUUUAGUAAAUCCAGACCCCUGAGCAUGGAUCUACUGGAUGGCGGGCUCACAGAUUCGGAAAUUGUCGAGGGCUGGAUGAACGAGACACACAGCUACGACCCCGAGACUUUCCACCCCUCCGUCACACACUCUGUCUAUGUCACCCUGGAGGACGGCCGGCUGCGCCUGGCAUACCCACGUGCCAACAUCCCCCGGUGGGCGGCGUUCAAUGAGACGCCCCACGAGGCCACGUUCUUGCGUUCACGCACUUACCAGCUGGCUAACUGUAAGGUGUCUCUGUUGCCGCCUGGUUUGGCUCGCAAGAGGAUCUGGAACAAGAAGUAUCCCAUCUGCGUCACUCUGGCUGACGGGGAGGUUGGGGAGGAGAUUUUGGUUGAAGGGCAGGAAGAGGAAGAAAGGACAGAGAAACACACCGUCCCAGACCACCAGCUUCCUGUCACGCUGUACCUGUUCGGCCGCACAGGAAGAGAGAAGGAGGAGUGGUUUCAGCACUUCCUGUCUGGCUCCAAGGCUGCAGCAAAGAGCAGUGUGAGCGGGGAGGAGAGUGCAGGUAAUGCAGAAACAUCAUGUGGUGGAGACGCUGCUAAAGAAAGCACAGAAGAGCUGCACGACUUGCCAGGAGCAACAAGAUCAAGAACGCUGCUGGAGUAUAGCACAUACAUGACUCAGAUCAUUGGCUCGCAGAGCUGCAAUCCCACCCCGAGCCCCUGCCAUAGUGACAAGGGAAGCCCCACAUCCCAGAAGAAGUGUCAAAAUGAAGAGCAUGCAUCUGGAAGUCAGGCUGGAGCUGAGUCCAGUGCAGGUUCAGGGGCAGAGGGACGCUCUGCAGAGGGCCAGCCCACCUGGGUGAACUCACUGGUGGGACGGAUCUUCUGGGACUUUCUGCGGGAGAAGUACUGGACCGAUCAGGUGGCGCACAAGAUCCAGAGGAAACUCAGCAAGAUCAAGUUGCCGUACUUCAUGAAUGAGCUGACUCUGGCAGAUCUGGACAUGGGCACUUGCCUACCCCAAGUCCUCAGCACCUCUACACCAACACUGGACCGCAGAGGCCUGUGGCUGGAGCUGGAGGUGGUGUACACAGGCUGCCUUCAGAUGACCCUGGAGACUAAGAUGAACCUGUGUAAACUGGGUAAAGAAGGAGAGGACGAGGCUCACAGCAUUUUAGAGACCCAGCAAGUGGGCUCGAAGCCCAGGCUGUGUAUACUGGCUGACAGUGACGAGGAGUCAUCCAGCGCAGGCUCGUCUGAUGAAGAGGAAGUCCCACUGUCUGAGACGCAGGGGCCUCCGGGAGAAAAGAGCACAGCGGUCGCAGCCGAAGGGCACACUGGUGGCAGCACAAGUAGGAAGAUCUUGAGAUUUGUGGACAAAAUCGCAAAGUCCAAAUACUUCCAGAAAGCCACGGAGAAUGAGUACAUCAAGAAGAAGAUAGCCGAGGUUUCCAACAUGCCUCUGAUGCUCAGCGUCGAGGUCCUGGAGCUUUCCGGCACUCUGGCCGUCAACAUCCCACCUCCCCCCACUGACAGGAUAUGGUACAGUUUCCGGGUCCCUCCCAGGUUAGACCUUCAUGUGCGACCGACGCUCGGAGAGAGGGAGGUCACCUUCACGCAUGUCACUGAGUGGAUUGAGAAAAAACUGCAGUGUGAAUUCCAGAAAGUGCUUGUGAUGCCCAAUAUGGACGAUCUCUAUUUGCCCUUGAUGGCCUCCGGGCUGGACAACCCACCUGCAUCCCACCAAUCCUCAAUCCACUCCUCAUCCCACCAGUCCUCCAUGGAGUCCCAGGACUACCUGUCGGAGUAAUUUCCCCUCUGAGGUCACAGCUGAGAUCAUAUCAGUGUAAAAAAAAAAGCCGUUGUGCACCUACUGCGGUGAAUCUCUGAUGGAUUCGGAGGCAGCUGAAGCUGAAGCAGGGUACCGGCUCAGUGUUCAUCCUGAGUGUUGGUUGUAACCAGUGCAGGAAGAAACCGCCUGAAGGCACGCUGCGACAGCGACCUCCCGGACUGUGAGAAUGGUGCUACAGUGUCCCCUACUGUGAAGAUGACUGUACUGUACACCAGUGAGAGCACAUUUAACACCAAAAGGGAACUUUUUUUUAUUUGAUGCCAGCAUGGAUAAAAAAAUGCAAAAACUGGAUGUUUUUACUGCACGUUAAAACAAGGUUUUUUGAUGACCUCUGUUUUAAAAGAAUCUUGAUGGAACGAAAUAACCAUCCGUUCAUUUUCUGAUCCUGUUACAACAUGAGAAAAACAUGGAGAUGAUUACGUUCAAUCAGUCUACCA